AUGCCGCUCUUGGAGAUGUCGGCCAACGUUCAGGAGCCCACUGCGGCCCGUAAACGUAGUCACGAGGAAUAUUCUGGCGACGAAGGCGGUGAAAAUAUUUCGAUGGAGAACAAGACGCCUCCAAACUUUAGUCUGCGGCCAUCAGGCAUUUCUCUUUUGCCACCGACUUCCAACAGCCUGAUCGCUUCCACGCCCCAAGGCUCCCCUGCCCUCACAGAAACUGGUAGCAGUACCGUUGCCGGCAACUCACCCUCGCCCGAAACACCUACCAAGCCAGACGCGGGCGAGCGAGCUACCAACACCGCCGCAUAUUCAGCAAACCCCGCUGUGAAGCGCAAGAAACUAACCCUCGCAGAGAAGGAUGCCCGCGAGAAGGAAGCGAACGAGAAAAAGGAGCAAAAGGAACGCGAGGCCGCACAAAAGAAGAAGGAGCGCGAUGAGAAGAGUGCCCUGAAAGCUGCCGAGAAGGCAAAGCAAGAAGAGGAAAAGGCCGCACGCCAAAAGGAAAGAGACGAAAAGCGCAAGAAAAAGGAGGAAGAGGACAAGGCGAAAGCGGAACUACGGGAGGAGAAGAGGAAGUUGAAGGAGGAAGAGGAGAGACGUGCCCAGGAAGAUAGAGAACGCAAGUCCCGCUCUCAGCCCAAGCUGACUGGUUUCUUCACCAAGCCCAUGACGCCUAAGAAAAUCACGGCCACGUUGGUUUCAAAUUCAAGUCCAGCAAAGGGCGUCGGCAAUACGUCAAACGGCGAGCCCGCGCCGAAAGGAUACAGAGACAUGUUCUUGCCAUUUUUCAUGACACAACACACUCAAAUGGCCCCCAAUGCCUGUCAAAUGGACGAGGAGACCCGCGAAGCAAAGUCGAAAAUACUGGACGAGUUCAUUGCAGCAGAGCGCAGAGCCGAUGUUGCGUUUGACCCCGUAUCUCUGUUUGGACUACUUGGUGCGGGCAAACCUCGUGGGAAACAGCACCGCUCGGUGCGUCAUAUUAUGGAAGCAGCGUACAAGGGAAUGGAGCAUUCUGGUAAUGCUGCAUCGCCGGAGGUUCUAAAAGCUGCUCGAAAGAAGCUUGUUGGAAUUCCUGUCAAAGUCAUUGCUUUUGCGCGAGAUGUUCGGCCCCCAUAUUACGGUACUCUCACUCGUCUACCACUUGGUCCUGGCCAAGAUAAUAUGAAAAGAGUAGCGCGUCGUUCUGCGAGCCGACGUCUGCAACUAGAUUAUGACUAUGACUCAGAGGCCGAGUGGCAGGAAGAGGAAGGCGAGGACCUGGAUGCCGAAGAUGACGACGAAGAAAUGGACGACGAGGACGACAUGGAUGGGUUCCUUGAUGAUUCCGAAGAUUCCGGCCUCACGCGCCGCACAUUCGGAAGUACUCUGGAGCCCGAAACCACUGGCAUCUGUUUUGAAAACGAGAGCCAAAAGACAUGCAGCCAAGCUGCGACAGAGAAUAAAAUGGAAAUGAUCCUAGGUAUGCUAUUGACCCCUACUUCAGCUGUCUUUCUCUAUUUGCUGAACCUGCCAGACAUUUUCUACCAAACCGCCAGCAUUGAUCCCUUUGCGACCUCAUAUUGGGAACCAGAACCUAAACAGACACCAACAACGGGCAAGAACAUGCCACCUCCGCCAGCACCCGCCAAUGCAUUUGCCGCUCUGAGUGGUGGAAGUGCAGACAGCGCGCCGGUAAGGCUGGUCAAACCAGAGCUUAUCAACGAUGUGAAGAAAGCCAUUUUGGAAAAUAAAGCGCUCUCGAAGGUCGGCAUUAUCGAUUUCAUCUAUCAGCACUUUCGUGACAGAGUGUCUCGCAUAGAAGUGAAGAACACUCUGGAGCUUGUUGCUGAAAAGAGGGGGACAGGGAAGCUGAAGGAGUGGGAUUUGAAGCCGGGGCACGAGAUGACUCUGUAA
Cordyceps fumosorosea ARSEF 2679 is the source of this 1899-nucleotide messenger RNA. Its product is annotated as Chromatin assembly factor 1 subunit A. The transcript has 2 exons. The record is from RefSeq and is a predicted model, not a curated record. Lineage: Eukaryota; Fungi; Ascomycota; Sordariomycetes; Hypocreales; Cordycipitaceae. Gene Ontology annotation, cellular component: CAF-1 complex; nucleus. Gene Ontology annotation, biological process: nucleosome assembly. Bases 1 to 1899 code for a protein of 632 amino acids.